AUGCUUCUCUUGGGAUCCGAUUCAUACAAGUGGACAAAACUGGUUUGCUCCUCCUCGGAAGGGUUUCCUCAGUUGCACAUUCUACAUUUACAAUCUUUACUGUCUUUGGAGGAAUUGAUAGUGGAAGAAGGGGCAAUGAUGAAGCUCAAGAACCUAAAGAUAGACUGCUGUCCAAGAUUGCGAAAGAUUCCAGAACGAUUUAAGUUAUUGACUACAUACUCUUGA
Molecule: messenger RNA, 225 nt
Organism: Prunus armeniaca (apricot)
Lineage: Eukaryota; Viridiplantae; Streptophyta; Magnoliopsida; Rosales; Rosaceae
Source: the annotation of a GenBank genome assembly